GAGGGACAUCCAGCUGCUCAAGGCCUACAUGAGGGCGAUCCGCAGCGUCAACCCCAACCUGCAGAACCUGGAGGAGACCAUCGAGUACAACGAGAUCCUGGAGUGGGUGAACUCCCUGCAGCCGGCGCGGGUGACGCGCUGGGGCGGCAUGAUCUCCACGCCGGACGCGGUGCUGCAGGCCGUCAUCAAGCGCUCGCUGGUGGAGAGCGGCUGCCCGGCGUCCAUCACCAACGAGCUGAUCGAGAACGCCCACGAGCGCAACUGGCCGCAGGGGCUGGCCACGCUGGAGACGCGCCAGAUGAACCGGCGCUACUACGAGAACUACGUGGCCAAACGCAUCCCCGGCAAGCAGGCCGUGGUGGUGAUGGCCUGCGAGAACCAGCACAUGGGCGAGGACAUGGUGCUGGAGCCGGGGCUCGUCAUGAUUUUCGCUCACGGAGUGGAGGAGAUCUGAGGAGAAUCCAGCUCGGGGUGGCAGGGGUUUCCUGGACUUUUAGGGUUUGUGAUUUUUGCUCACGGAGUGGAGGAGAUGUGAAAAAAAUCCACCUUGGGAUGGCAGGGGUUUCCUGGACUUGGGUUUGUGAUUUUCCCUCAUGGUGUGGAGGAGAUCUGAGAAAAAUCCAGCUCGGGGUGGCAGGGGUUUCCUGGACUUUUAGGGUUUGUGAUUUUCGCUCACGGAGUGGAGGAGAUCUGAAAAUUCCACCUUGGGAUGGCAGGGGUUUCCUGGACUUUUAGGGUUUGUGAUUUUCGCUCACGGAGUGGAGGAGAUGUGAAAAAAAUCCACCUUGGGAUGGCAGGGGUUUCCUGGACUUGGGUUUGUGAUUUUCCCUCAUGGUGUGGAGGAGAUCUGAGAAAAAUCCAGCUCGGGGUGGCAGGGGUUUCCUGGACUUUAAGGGUUUGUGAUUUUCGCUCAUGUCAUGGAGGAUAUCCAAAAAAAGUCCACCUUGGGGUGGCAGGGGUUUCCUGGACUUUUAGGGUUUGUGAUUUUCGCUCACGGAGUGGAGGAGAUGUGAAAAAAAUCCACCUUGGGAUGGCAGGGGUUUCCUGGACUUGGGUUUUUCCCUCAUGGCAUGGAGGAGAUCUGAGAAAAAUCCACCUAGGGACAGGAGGGCAGUUGGAUUUUUGGGGUUGUGGUUUUGGUUCAUGGCGUGGAGAUCUGAAAAAAUCCACCUCAGGACAGUGGGGGUUUCCUGGAGUUGGAUUUUUGGGGUUGUGAUUUUCACUCGUGGCGUGGAGAUCCAAAAAAAUCCACCUUAGGAUGUCAGGAUUUUCCUGGACUUGGGUUUUUCCCUCAUGGCGUGGAGGAGAUCUGAGAAAAAUCAACGGUUCCACCACCUCAGGAUGGUGGGGGUUUCCUGGACUUGGGUUUUUGGGGUUGCGAUUUUUGCUCAUGGAGACCCAAAAAAAUCCACCUCAGGCCAGUGGGGGUUUCCUGGACUCGGAUUUUUGAGGUUCUGAAAAAAAUCCACCUGAGGACAAUGGGGGUUUCCUGGACUCGGAUUUUUGGGGUUCCCCCCUUGACUGGACCCGUUAGGAACCCAGCUCGGCCGUUUCAAGGAGAGGGGGAGUGGGGGCUCCACGCACUGCCAGACCCCUCGGGGGUCCCCCAAAUCCCAGCCCUGCUGCCCAGCAAGCUCCAUCUCCUCGCCCCCUCCUCAAUUUCCACCUGGCCUGGUGUCCCCAAGUGUCACCAACCCUGGAGUGAGGGGUCCUUGCCUUGGGGACCCUCCUGUGCCCCUCACUUUGUGCAUGCCCCGUUCCCUGGCCCCGGGAGCAUCUCCCACCUCCUCCCAAUCCGUGUUUGGUUCUGCUUUCUCCACCCUUGGUGUUAUUUUUCCAGACACUCGUGAUUGUGGUUCUGUAUUUUUAUUUUUUUUUUGUACUUUAAUUUUUUUUUUUUGACCUUUUCUUAUUUUUACUCCCCCUUUUUAUUUGAUUUUCCAGGUACCCUGGGCGGGCACCUCUGGCCUGAGUCCGUGGGACUCGUUGGGAAUUUAAUUUAUUUGCAUUUAUUUUGUUUUUUUGUUUUUUUUUUUUACCAUUGUUUCUCCUCCGGUGUCGGUCCCGGCAGAUCCGGCGGGAGGCAGGGAUUGAAGUGAUCAAUAAACAGAAUUCUGGUUGCUUUA
Onychostruthus taczanowskii (white-rumped snowfinch) is the source of this 2126-nucleotide messenger RNA. It is a transcript of the gene RNF41, whose product is annotated as ring finger protein 41. Lineage: Eukaryota; Metazoa; Chordata; Aves; Passeriformes; Passeridae. Gene Ontology annotation, biological process: protein ubiquitination. Gene Ontology annotation, molecular function: ubiquitin protein ligase activity. The record is from RefSeq and is a predicted model, not a curated record. The transcript is spliced from 2 exons. Bases 29 to 454 code for a protein of 141 amino acids.